CAUAAUGGCGUUGUAGCUAGAGAGCCAGUGCCAGGGGCUGACAGAGGCCAAUGCCAGAGGCUGACGGACCUGGUUCUCUGGCCAAUAUCUUCUACUGGCUUUAUGUAUGUGCAUAAGUUAUUUAAUCCCUCCCAUCUUAAGAUCCUAAUUUAGAAAAUAGAUUUGCUUUUCUUCAACUGGUAAAGAGAAGGAUAGAAUAAAAAAUGAUGUUGCUUUGAAAUGUCCGCCUUCUGAAUCCAACAGUCGGUAUCAUAAAGAUAAGAUUAUAGAUCACCAAGCCAAGUGAUCCACAGAUCAAAAGAAGGCUGGAAUGGAGGGGUGGACCACCUUCUCCUGAAGGGUCACCCUGCACCUUGUAUUUAAGUGCGGACAGAUGUGUCUGACCAGGUCAGACACAUGUAUCUUCCUCCUGAAGUUUGGUUAGACUUAGAUUAUUUCUAUGUUCCAAGUUCUCAUCCUAGACCAGCAUUUGGAGUUCACAUUAUGACUAUUUCAGAUUUUUAAUGUCAUUCCUUUAAAUUCCAUAUCAUUUAGACUAGCAUACAAUCCUAGUUACCAAACCAUAGUCAGGGCUUCUCUGGUUCUAGUUUUCAGCAGGCUUCAUCUCUGGAACCCAGAACUCCAAAACCUCCAUGACUCACACAAGCGUCCUCUCUCACCUGUUACAAGUUAGCAGUUGCUCUUGUCAUGGUCCAGCUCUGGACGUCCUCCUCCUCCUCCUCCCCUGCACCAGAAUAAUGAGGAACUGAAGAGCAUCCCGGGGCAAGACCUCUGCAUGAGUUCAGUGCCUCUGCUUAGGCAUGGUGAGCCAUUGCCACUCACGGUGCAUGAAAAAGUCCCAUGACCUCCCCACAGAGGAAACAGAAACACAUUCAGCUCAAAGGGGCAGGCCUAGGUAAGGAUCCUUUACAAGAUCCAGCAGAAAAGUGGGACUAACAGGAAUCUAUAUCCAAACACACGCCAUCACCAAAGUCUGACACAGUUCUACCUGCAGAGACCACAGACAACUGGCUUGUGAAUAUGCUGGUGUGUGGGGACAAAGCCACUGGAGUCCUACCCUGUAUUGGUGAAGUUAAGAACCGGGUCCAGAACUCAGCCAGGCUUUGAACUGAAUGGGAGGUGGUUUUGAAGAGUCAAGUGCCUUCCACCGUGUGCCUGCUGUGUAGGUUCAUUCCCAAACUGGACUUCAUUCUCUCCUUGAUCUCCAGAAAACAAAUGGUGUACCGCAGAGCAAAUGCUAAACAAAUUCAUGUCCUGUGUCUUCCUUGGCUGGCGGUAGGAGAGGACAAUCCUGACUCGAGGACUUCAGUGAAGGCCAUAGCAGAGCCCCAUGGUAGCCAGGUGGGAGAAGGGGAGCGAGGACGCGCCACCUGCCCUGCAGAGGAUUCCUGACCUACAGAGUGGUCCAAAGAUGGAUGCCAUUCACAUUGGCAUGUCCAGUGCUCCACUGGUGAAGCAUACCAAUGGGGUUGGACUCAAGGCCCACAGACCCCGAGUCAUGUCGAAGAGUGGACACAGCAACGUGAGAAUUGAUAAAGUAGACGGAAUCUAUUUGCUCUACCUCCAGGACUUGUGGACAACCGUCAUCGACAUGAAGUGGAGAUACAAGCUCACCCUAUUUGCUGCCACCUUUGUGAUGACCUGGUUUCUGUUUGGAGUGGUCUACUAUGCCAUAGCCUUUAUUCAUGGUGACCUACAACUUGGGGAAUCUAAUUCUAACCACACACCCUGCAUUAUGAAAGUGGACUCUCUCACAGGAGCGUUCCUCUUUUCCUUGGAAUCUCAGACAACCAUUGGCUAUGGGGUCCGUUCCAUCACAGAGGAGUGUCCCCAUGCUAUCUUCCUCUUAGUUGCCCAACUGGUCAUCACCACCUUGAUUGAGAUCUUCAUUACGGGGACCUUUCUGGCCAAAAUUGCAAGACCCAAAAAGCGAGCCGAGACCAUUAAGUUCAGCCACUGUGCUGUCAUCAGCAAGCAGAAUGGAAAGCUGUGCCUGGUCAUCCAGGUGGCCAACAUGAGGAAGAGUCUCCUGAUUCAGUGCCAGCUCUCCGGAAAACUCCUACAGACACAUGUCACCAAAGAGGGAGAGCGCAUUCUCCUCAACCAGGCCACUGUCAAAUUCCACGUGGACUCCUCUUCCGAGAGUCCCUUCCUCAUCCUGCCCAUGACCUUCUACCACGUGUUGGAUGAGACAAGCCCCCUGCGGGAUCUCACACCCCAGAACCUAAAGGAGAAGGAGUUUGAACUGGUGGUGCUUCUCAAUGCCACGGUGGAGUCUACCAGCGCAGUCUGCCAGAGCCGAACAUCUUACAUCCCAGAGGAGAUCUACUGGGGCUUUGAGUUUGUGCCUGUAGUUUCUCUCUCCAAAAAUGGAAAGUAUGUGGCUGAUUUCAGUCAAUUUGAGCAGAUCAGGAAGAGCUCGGAUUGCACCUUUUACUGUGCCGAUUCGGAGAAACAGAAGCUUGAAGAACAGUACAGGCAAGAGGACCAGAGGGAACGUGAGCUGAGGAGCCUCCUGCUACAGCAGAGCAAUGUCUGACCUCGGCCAGCCUCUGGACAUCUCCUAACCAGGGCUCCUCUCCAAAGCAAUGACUGCCAUGAUCAUGGGAUGGGUGACCCUGCUACCAAAUCACACAGACGUUCAUGGCCAUCUUCCCCUUUGUUCUGAUGGCUAAACAAGCAUUUCUGAAUAUAAAAAGAUGUCUUCAGAAUGCCUGAUCAGAGGUAAACACUCAAAUUCAGAUCCCCCCCCAAAAAAAUGGAGCUAUACAUUAAAGAACUGCGUGUAGGAAGAUGGAGAGAAUUCCCGUUGGAGGGCAGACACAGCAGUGCUGACAGUGAAUGACAUGUAUGUCUAUUCAAGAACAUCUGCCUAUAAUGCAAAGUAUUUAUUUAACCCACCCAACAAGGGCAUUGGUGGCUGAGGUCUGAGGCAUAAUUCACUAUUUGCUCAUAGCACUGCUUAAGAACGCACUCCUUCUCAUGUUCAAGUACAUAAGUUUUUAUUUGCAAUGAAGGUUAACUGGAGAUGACCAAAAAAUGUUGGGAAAGCAGGGACUUAAAGCUUACAGAAUACAGUCGUUUUAUUUUUACAUUCUUCCAUAGACUUUGUGUGGAGCGAACAUCAUCAAAUCAGGAAUCAAGAGUUCAGAAAAUAUGUCCAUCUCUUGAUUCUAUGGUCCCCUUCACUUCUGGAGGAAGCAUGUACUAACCUCUUUUUCCUUUAAAAUGUCCUUCACAGACAAGCCAAAUAGCACCAUUUAGAGACAUAUUGGCAACAUGCACAGCCGGGUUUUAGCCAGGCUUCUAGAAAUAUCAAUGUUGCAGGCUCUGAGUAAUGUUUGCAAUGUCAUCGGUCUAGAUCCACAUGGAAAAAAAGAGCGUGUGCGUUCCGAGUCCACGUGCCCUCCAGGUCUGCCCUCUGUCAGCGUUUUCAGUCAAUACCUCCCUCUCUCUGCAAUCUCAGCUUUUCCCUGGGGACAUACCUUGGCCACAGAGAAGUUGCACAGAGUUACUAAUGUCUUAAGGAGACAGUUCUCUGAGAGCUGUGACUGUCACCGUUGUGUUGAUUCAUGGACUAAAGACUACAGUCACAAGAGAAAACUGAAACUGUGUCACAAAGAGGAAGUCUGCAUAGAUGCUGCAGUUUGCAGCUCAUGACACAGAGAAGAGGAGCCAAGGGAGAGAGGUGUCUGUGAGCAAGAGGACCCUUUGUGCAAGAGCCUUGACAAAUAUGUAAUACAACUCAGUGUUACAGGGGUAACAUUUUGCCUCUAAAAAAUAUGGGAGUAUAAUGCCUGCAUUUCAUCAGGAUUAAGCAGGCUAAGAUUGAAUAGAUAAACACUGUGUGCUCAUUUUAUCAGGACAAACUAGAAAUUCACUCAAGUGCCAUGUAACCAUGAAUGUGCAGGCAAUACACACACACACACACACACACACACACACACACACACACACACGCUCCUGGCUCUGCAAACACAAUACCAGGCAUGUGGGGUCAGAGGUCACAGAGGUCACACUAAGAAAGUCUACCACAGUUACCCUCAUGUUUAUCUGUUUAAGAAAAAUGAACACUUGGGCCCAGAGAAACUGGAGAGACGUUAGCUGGGAUCUAGCCGUUACUGUGAACAAAUGCACACCCAGUCACAACCUUGAGUGACCACAUUCGCAAGUGUCUUUCCUUCAAACAACAACAAAAUGUGGAAAUAAAAUCUUUGGGUUGGAACUGAGCUAAUGUAGUGAGAGUCUGAGACCCACGGAGGAAGUUUGCAGAACGAUUUCUAUUAAGGAAGAUUUAGGGCUGGAGAAAUGGCUGGGGGGCGGGGGGUAAGAGCUCCAGUGCAAAUGCCCAACACCCUUGUAAAAUGCCAGGGGGGAGUUCACAAGCCUGUACCUGCAGGAUCAUGGGGAGCUGAAACAGGGGGAUCACUGGGACUUACUGGGUACCAGAGAGCUCCAGGCUCAGUAAGACACCCUUUCUCAGGGGAAUAAGGCAGACAAAGGACAAUGACCUACUCCUCUGGCCUCUAGGCACAUGCAUGCUCUCCCCACCCCACAUACCAAUCUCUGUCUCUGUCUCUGUCUCUCUCUCUCUCUCUCUCUCUCUC
Molecule: messenger RNA, 4607 nt
Organism: Mus pahari (shrew mouse)
Lineage: Eukaryota; Metazoa; Chordata; Mammalia; Rodentia; Muridae
Gene: Kcnj15
Product: potassium voltage-gated channel subfamily J member 15
Exons: 4
Coding region: 1331-2539 (402 amino acids)
Biological process (GO): potassium ion import across plasma membrane; regulation of monoatomic ion transmembrane transport
Cellular component (GO): plasma membrane
Molecular function (GO): inward rectifier potassium channel activity
Source: RefSeq, a predicted model, not a curated record